Symbiodinium natans is the source of this 1674-nucleotide messenger RNA. NCBI's taxonomy places the organism in Eukaryota, Dinophyceae, Suessiales, Symbiodiniaceae. The record is from the annotation of a GenBank genome assembly.
AUGAGUGAUACCACAAAUGCGCAUCGACGAGAUGUUGAAGCCGCCUUUGGAUGGUCCGAGUCGCUGGGCAUGUUUCAGCGAGCGGUCAGUGAAGGGCUGCCCAGCAAACGGGAGCGGCGGUACAGCCAGGAGGCUUUCGAUUCGAAUCUUCCGCUGUCAUAUGCAGGGCCGGAAAGUGCUGCCGAAGAAGAAGGAGACGAUGAAAUUGACAGGGAAGCGGCUGCAACGUCCCGGCCAGAAAGUGCCGCCGAAAAAGGAGAAGGUGAAACUGACAAGGUAGAGGCGUUUGAAAUUGACAAGGGUCCUAAGGAGGAGACAAGGAGGAGCAGCGUUGUUCUCGGAACCCGGCCAACUCCAAAACCUGUGAGGAAAGCUGUGCGGUACAGUUGGAAUAUGGAAAGCCGUCUUGCCUUUGGGGCAUAUGUGAUCCUCACGGCUAACGAUUCCAUCAUCAAAGCCUGGUCCAAGGGAUCCAGCAGAACAGCUUUCCCUUAUUCUGUGUUUUCUGUCAUGUUGAUGUCUGGGGUGGUGUCCUUGGUCAUCGGUGUUGCAACAGCCGUGAGCUAUGAAGGACGUGAGGGUCUGAGAAAGUGCGCAAACUUGAAUUCCAUUAAGAAAGUGGCUCGCGUCAACAUCUUCUUUCAGUUUGCUGGGUACCUGAAGUUCAAGGCUCUGACCCGAGUUCCGCCAGAUGCGGUUUCCAUACUGUCCCAGAUGAACUUGUUCAUCCUUGCGCUUACGGUGCAGUUUUUUACAAACAAAGUCUUCUCGCGCAUGCAGUGGGUGAGCCUGGUGAUGACCUGCGCUGGUGUUGUUUUGUACAUGAGCUCCAGGGAAGGGCAAAGCACACUGAUUGGAUCCCUUUUGCUUUUCGUGGUCGCCACGGGUUGCACAUUCUCCACCUUAAGGGACAGCCAGCAAAAAGGAUUCUCGAGAAGGCUGCUGCUGCUGCGUUUGGCGCUACAGGCUGCGUCAACCAUCUUGGUAGUGGACAGUUGGCCGAAGCGUAUGCAACAAAAUCGCCACAUCCCGGAGCUCGGCGUCCGUGCACAUUUGUCGGCAGACGUAUGGCAGGGCGUCCUUUGCAUCUUGGGCAUGUGCUGCUGUGAGUGCUUCGCGUCUGUGUGUUUGGAGGUCUUUUUCAAGCAAGAGACAUUGGAUCCGAAGGAGUCAUGCAACUUUUACAUACAGAAGGUGCACGUGGACUGUUCGAGUAUCCUCUUUUCCUUUUUGUGGGCUUAUGUGCAGGGAGUUCUUCAGGAUGGAGACACGGCCAUCUUGGGGUUCUUUGCAACACUCUUCACGGGCUGGGACAGAUCCACCUGUGUGGUUCUGCUGCAGAUGGUGUGCAAAGCUUGGCUGGCUGGCCUUGUGGCUAAGUUCCUGGACUCAGUUGUGAAGCAGAUAGGCUCCUGCAUGGCCAUCGCCCUGAUGUUCGUAGAGUUAAACUUCAUCUUUACCCCCUUCGCCUCUGUUGGAACUACAGCAAGUGUUGCCGUCGUGGUAUUGGCCAUCCUCCACUAUAUGACAAGUUCUCUCAACAUCGACAACAACACAAAGAAACACAGCGGCGACGACGCAGGCAGACGCGUCCUUGACGACGCAGGUAGACGCGCUCCUGACGACCCAAAAUGGACGGCCAACUAUGCGUCGAUGUCCCGAAAAGUAAAGUAA